This is a messenger RNA of Morone saxatilis (striped sea-bass), 2467 nucleotides long. RefSeq names its product lipase, member Ia (gene lipia). The transcript is spliced from 11 exons. Lineage: Eukaryota; Metazoa; Chordata; Actinopteri; Moronidae. The record is from RefSeq and is a predicted model, not a curated record. Gene Ontology annotation, molecular function: carboxylic ester hydrolase activity; lipase activity. Gene Ontology annotation, biological process: lipid metabolic process. Bases 226 to 1581 code for a protein of 451 amino acids.
CACCUGUGAACACAAUGACCUGGAGCAAGGGGUGUGGUUAUCCUUGUGAGAGCAUGCAGGGCGGGAGUAUUGCUUUGCUGUUCCUCCUCUCACUUCCUGAACACUGCCCAAAUAUGUGGAGUUACAAACGCAGGACAACCUGUAGUAUACUGGACCUUUGACAGACCGGACCAGGAAAUAAUAUCCGACAGCAACGAUUAUUGGCUCGAGCUGGUGUAAACAAACAUGUUCCUGUGGCAAUAUCUGACACUGCUCCUGCUGUUAACUGUUCAAAUACGCAAAGCCCAGGGAUGUGAUGAAUUUACAGAUCUAAAUCUCAGUCAUGCAAUAAUUGGAACCAGCCUCAAAACUAGGUUGUUGCUGUACACCAGGGAUAAUGUCUCCUGUGGUACACUCAUGUCCCACACCAACAUGUCCGCCAAUCCCCAGUUUAACUUAUCCAGACCAACAACCUUUGUCAUUCAUGGCUAUCGGCCCACGGGAUCUCCACCAAACUGGUUGCAAAAUAUCACAGAGCUGCUGCUGGCCAGGAAAGAUGUGAAUCUCAUACUAGUGGACUGGAACAACGGAGCUGCUAAUGUGAAUUAUUUUAAGGCACUGGAGAACACACACAGGGCAGCUGCCAACCUCACUGCUUUUAUUAUAAAGAUGCAGGAACAUGGUGCCUCUCUGAGCUCCAUCCACAUGAUCGGAGUUAGUCUCGGGGCUCACAUAUCAGGCUUUGUAGGGGCCAACCUGAAUGGGUUAAUUGGAAGAAUUACAGCUCUGGACCCUGCUGGGCCUCAGUUCACUGGCACUCCUCCAGAGGACCGACUGGACCCCUCAGACGCCCAGUUUGUGGAUGUUCUGCACACAGACAUAGAUGCCCUGGGCUUCAGAGAACCUUUAGGUCACAUUGAUUUCUAUGCUAACGGUGGAACUGACCAGCCUGGCUGCCCAAAGACCAUCCUUUCUGGAGGAGCCUAUUUUAAAUGCGACCAUCAGAGAUCAGUGUUGCUCUUCCUUGACUCUGUGAAUCGGACGUGUGUCAGCAAGGCCUUCCCCUGCUCCUCCUACAAAGAGUUUCUGGAUGGUAACUGCUUGAACUGUGACCGGUUUGGUGCAGCUGGAUGUCCUGUCUUUGGUUAUGACGUCAUAGCCUGGAGAGACGUCCUGCUGAAGCUUGGCCAAACAAAAGCGUACUUCACCACAAAUGCAGUCUCUCCAUUCUGCAUGACAAACUACAGGAUGAAUGUAAUGAUAUGGAACAAGGAUGUGCGCUGGGGAUACAUUACUGUUAAACUUCAUAGUAAGGGUGAAGAAGCAGUGGCAACCAUCAACCAUAAAGCUGUAGAGUUCAAGAAGUACACAGAGACGAAGUUGUUGGCCCAGUUUGAUAAAGACAUACAGUCAGUGGAAAAAGUGUCUCUCAAAUACUCCAUCGAGAAUGUAUUCAAGCCCAGAUAUAAGCUCCGUGUUCUACGAAUCCGUCUUACACAUCUGGAAGGCACAAAGAGGCCUCUCUGUCGAUAUGAUAUCCUUCUUGAAGUAAACAAAGAGGUCACCUUCAGGCCCCUUCCCUGUGAGGAAUCCAACUUCUGAGACUAAACCUGACCCCACGUCAAAAACAAGAAAAAUCCACUGCUCGUGCUGGAAAAGAUUCAGCUGACUCUUCAGUCCAGUUCCAGGAGUGAACAGGAAAACAAUGAGGACAAUAGCAUAUCAAAGAUAUAAGCCUGGCAGCGAUGAGAUCAUUUGUGAUUUGAAAAUCUAAUGUGAUAUAUUAUUAUGUAUGUGUGUGUUUAUAGGACCAGUGUGUAGGAUUUAUUGGCAUCUAGUGGUUUAACUGCAGAUAGCAAACAACUCGCCUCACCCUCCCCUUCUAAGGGUGUAGGAGUCUCAUUCUAAGGUAAAAAAAAACACAACUAUUCUUAUUUUUAGGUGAUUAUACACUAAUGAGAACAUAGCUAUGAAUAUUAUAUUCCAUUUCUACAAAUAGAUCCUCCUAAAUGUUACACACUGGACCUUUAAGAGAAAAUAUGUGUGUUUUUUUAUGAAAACUUUUGCCUGUAAAGGGAAUCUAAAUGCAUUUCACUGGUAGGGAGAUGCAUAUUAUUUCAUGCAUUUGAAUUAAUCUCAAAUGACUUAUGAGGACACGUUAACUCAGUAACAAACUUACUGCAACAACAAAACUGAGGUUGGUUUCAAAAGAAUAGUGGACAUUUUUUUCUGCUUGUCUACUCUGUUAGUCCAGAUUUAGUAAGACUGAGAAACACUAAUGAUUUAAAGAUAUUCCAGCACAAAAUUAGAAUUUAGAUAAUUGUUUAUAUAUAUGUUUCCAUAUAAAGUACUGCACUCUCUUGACACUUUCUCAAUUACACAUGGAUUCUUUUUAAAAUAUAUAUAUAUGUAUAUGACAUUACUAAUAACUAUAUUUAUUUUUGUAUAUGAAUUCAUCUUUAUUAUGAAUAAAAUUUCAAGUCAAUAA